ACACUUUUUCCCUUCCUUCGAAACGAAGAGUUCGUUGGCGGUGAAGGCGCGUUGGAGGAGACGAAGCGAAGUGUGAGUGUGCGAGUGUGAGUAUCUCAUCAAAAACCUAAUUUGAGGCCCAAGUUUCGAUCUUUGAACUCGUGCGUCCUCGUGAUCGCGUUUACGUCUCGUUUUACUGCUAUUUUGAGGGAAUUUUUGGCGUAUCUUCGCGUCUCUUUUGGUGUUAUUUAGGCCUUGAUCGCCGAUGGUUUUGGAAGUUUUGUCCUUUUGAUCGCAUUUUCCAGUGUUGACCAUCGGGUGAAUAGAGUGAAAAGGAUACUUCAACUUAUCAACUUAUGGGAACUAAAGCACCUGAAACUGGGGUAAAGAAGCCAACAUUUACUCCAAAGGCCCUAAUUCAUCAAAAAUAUGCUAGUAAAGCAAGCUACAGGAUUGAGGAAGUGCAGGAGACUCUGGAAAAUGGCUGCCCCGGAUUGGCUAUCGGGCAGCAAUCUCGGAUUCUUUACCGCUGUUUCUUGGAUCUUCCGGAAUUGUCCGUUGUUUCGGAUACGUUUACACGGAAGAAAGAUGCGGAACAGUCAGCUGCGCAGAUUGCUGUGGAGAAGCUGGGCAUUCAGUCCAAUUUGAAUUCCUCCACACCGGAGGAAGCUUGGAAUGAACUAGUUGCUCGCAUGUCUGGCUUAUUUACAGAUGAGUUCCUUUCAUCAUCCCACCCUCUGGUUGUCCAUUUCGGAGUGGCAUUGAGAAGAGCGGGCAACCUGUAUGGCACGAUACCCAUGACUGUUAUUGCCGCAUGUGAUGUAAAAGUCAAUAGCUUAUGCAAAAUCAUCGAUCCCAAGGCAGAAUCAGAUCCUCUCGUGGUCUUGUCACUAAUCUCAAAGGCUGCCAAAGCUUCGGAAUCUGUUUGCACUUUGGAUGGCAAAUUCUGGAUAAGAAAAAAAGAGGGUUACUCUCCUAAUGUCAUUGAGUUAAUACUAAACAGAUCUUCGAGCAUUUCGGAGUGUUUACAGGUAGAAGCAGUGUAUAUUCCUUGUGAAAUGGAGGAGCAGGUUUCUACAUUGAGUCUUCUUGUAUCAGAUACCAAAUAUUACAUGGAUGAAAUUGCAGAGAAGCUCAAUGUUAAUGACUCUUCCCAGAUCAUUGUCUCAAGGACAGUUGGCAAAGCCUCCUCAGACAUGAAGUUAUAUUUUCCCAUUCCAGAGGCUUGCAUUGACGUCAAUAUGGAACAGCUAUUGAAUAAACGAGCUUCCUACUUCUCAGGCCAGUCGAUUUAUGGGAAUGCUAUCUUUGCUAAUAUUGGUUACACACGGAAGUCUUCAGAGCUCUUCUGUGAGGAUGUAUCUCUGUGUUCCUAUUACAGGAUGCUUCUUGGCAAGUUACCUGAUGGCGCCUACAAGGUGUCUAGAGAGGCAAUAUUUGCAGCAGAACUUCCUACUUCAUAUACUUCACGUUCUAACUGGAAGGGUCCUCCCCCAAGGGAUCUACUCUGUGUAUUUUGCCGCCAACAAAGGCUGUCCGAGCCUAUUUUCUCUGUUACAAAUGUUGACUCCUAUGAAAUUUCAUCAGAAUUAUCGGGGAAUUGCAAAGAAGUCCAGCAUGCAAAUGGAGGUAUAGGUGGUAUCGACAACAAAGAUUCAGACAAGUCAAUUUUACUUAAAUGUGAAGUGAAAAUAUUCUCAAGGAGACAGGAAACAUUAGCUGAAUUUUCUUUUGCUGAUACUUACAGAAAAGAGUCUGAUGCUAUUCAGAACUCGGCACUAAAGGUUCUGAAUUGGUUUGAUAAUUACCUCAAGCAACUAGACAUGCCUAUUGAAAAAAUUUCCUCUUUUGGAAGUUCUGACAAUAUUAAAGUCUACCCACAAGCUUUUGCCCAGGAAUUUGCAAUGUAUCUAUCUGUCUAUGGUGUGAAGCAGAACUAUUUUCCGGGAAAAUGCAGUUCAUUAGGAUCGUUUCCGAGGAACCUGUCAAUUCCAAAGUUUGAAAAUGGGAUGAUUCUGUUUAGUAUUGACGGUCCCGAUUCUGGUGUUUUUCCUUCUCCUGGAUCGUUAACGUGCAUUAGUUAUGCUACUUCUUUGGUUAAGGAGGAGAUUAAUCUGAAAGAAGUGCUUGAAAGUAAUGAUGAGUUUGAGUUUGAAGUAGGAACUGGUGCUGUUAUUAGCCAAAUUGAAGCUUGUGUAACUCAGUUGUCUAUUAAUCAAGCUGCAAAUUUUGUCAUAGAAGCACCUUCUAGGGAAAUAAUUCUGGCUGCAGCUGGUGAAUCUGCUAAUCGCCUUUCACAAUUACCUUUAGACAAUUGCUUCUUGGAGUUCUCGGUAAAGGUACUGCGAGUAACGGAGCCACUAGAAGACAGAAUGGAGAAGGCUUUAUUUAGCCCACCUCUUUCAAAACAGCGAGUUGAAUUCGCCGUUAGGCACAUUAAUGAGUCUCAAGCUACCACCUUGGUGGAUUUUGGCUGUGGAUCGGGAAGUCUUCUUGAUUCAUUAUUGGAGCACACAACUUCUCUUGAAAAGAUUGUAGGUGUUGAUAUUUCGCGUAAGAGUCUCACCCGUGCAGCAAAGGUUCUUCAUCAGAAACUAAGCAAAACCUCUCUGAAUCAGAUGAAAUCCGCUGAGCUUUAUGAUGGAUCAAUCACAGAUUUUGAUUCUCGCUUAUGUGGAUUUGAUAUUGGCACUUGUCUUGAGGUGAUUGAGCAUAUGGAAGAGGAUCAAGCAUGGUUAUUCGGAGACAUUGCUCUGAGUUCAUUCUGCCCGAGAAUUCUCAUUGUCUCGACUCCCAACUACGAAUAUAAUCCCAUUCUUCAAAGAUCUUCGGUGCCCAAUAAAGAAGAAGACUCAGAAGACAAAUCAGGACCAUGCAAAUUCCGCAACAACGAUCACAAGUUCGAGUGGGCGAGAGCACAAUUUGAGCAUUGGGCUAACAAGCUCGCACUAAGGCAUGAUUACAGCGUGGAAUUCAGUGGAGUUGGUGGGUUGGGAGAUGUCGAGCCCGGAUUUGCUUCUCAAAUUGCUGUGUUUAGAAGAAAUAUAUUGAAUCUGGCAGAUGAAGAGUGUGCGAGCAUUGAGAAUUCGCGUCACCCUUGUGAACUUGUAUGGGAAUGGAAUGGUCAGCCGAACCUCUAACUUGAGUGCAUUUGGAUAUUGGUAAUUCUAAUUAGAGCAGCACUAAGGUUACUACCUUUACCAGGGUCAGUGACGGAAGGAUCUGCCUUUUUUUGGGUUUUCUUCUAACAAUUUAGUGUAAUACUUUUGAUCUGUUGUAGGAUGAGCACAUUCAAUAGGUAAUAUAAAAAUUUUGUUUCACCACUUUGCUGUUA
Messenger RNA from Ananas comosus (pineapple), 3313 nucleotides. RefSeq names its product small RNA 2'-O-methyltransferase. NCBI's taxonomy places the organism in Eukaryota, Viridiplantae, Streptophyta, Magnoliopsida, Poales, Bromeliaceae. Gene Ontology annotation, cellular component: nucleus; cytoplasm. The record is from RefSeq and is a predicted model, not a curated record. Bases 336 to 3119 code for a protein of 927 amino acids. Gene Ontology annotation, molecular function: O-methyltransferase activity; RNA methyltransferase activity. Gene Ontology annotation, biological process: piRNA processing; RNA methylation; siRNA processing. The transcript is spliced from 11 exons.